CGGGGCGGGGCGAGGCGGGGCCGGCAGCCCUGAGGGAACCGGAGCCGGAGCGGAUCGGCGGCGAUGUCGGUGCAGGUGGCGGUGGCCGCGCCCGCCGUGGAGCUCAAGGAGCUGGGCGGCCCCAUGGACAAGGCAGCGGGGCCGCCGUGCGAGCCUGCGGGCGCUCACGCAGCGGGACACGGCGUAGCGGCGGCGGCGCCCGCCUGCCCCGUACCGGGCGGUGAGCGUGAGGCGGCCCCGGCCCCCUGCGCCGAGCGGCCUCCGGGCAGCGGCUGCCCCGGGCUGUCCUCGGCCGCCGCCAAAGCGCCGCAAGCCUCGGCCAUGAAGAGGAGCGAUCCUCACCACCCCCAGCACCGGCACCGUGACGGCGGAGAGAGCGGCGGCGCCGCGGCCGAGGCGCUGGUGAGCCCCGACGGUACCGUCAGCGAAGCGCCGCGCACCGUCAAGAAGAUCCAGUUUGCUGACCAAAAGCAGGAGUUCAACAAGCGCCCGACCAAGAUCGGCCGCCGGUCACUGUCCCGCUCCAUCUCGCAGUCCUCGACAGACAGCUACAGCUCAGCUGCCUCCUACACGGACAGCUCCGACGAUGAGACCUCCCCGAGGGACAAGCAGCAGAAGAACUCCAAGGGCAGCAGCGAUUUCUGCGUGAAGAACAUCAAACAGGCCGAGUUCGGGCGCCGCGAGAUCGAGAUCGCCGAGCAGGAGAUGCCGGCGCUGAUGGCUCUGAGGAAGAGAGCUCAGGGGGAGAAGCCCCUGGCCGGGGCCAAAAUCGUGGGCUGCACUCACAUCACGGCACAGACAGCGGUGCUGAUGGAGACUCUGGGAGCGUUGGGAGCUCAGUGCCGCUGGGCCGCCUGCAACAUCUACUCCACCCUCAACGAGGUGGCGGCGGCGCUGGCCGAGAGCGGGUUCCCUGUGUUUGCCUGGAAGGGCGAAUCCGAGGACGAUUUCUGGUGGUGCAUCGACCGCUGCGUCAACGUCGAGGGCUGGCAGCCCAACAUGAUCCUGGAUGAUGGGGGAGAUCUCACCCACUGGAUCUACAAGAAAUACCCCAACAUGUUCAAGAAGAUCAAGGGCAUUGUGGAGGAGAGCGUCACCGGGGUCCACAGGCUGUACCAGCUCUCCAAGGCGGGGAAGCUCUGCGUGCCGGCCAUGAACGUCAACGACUCCGUCACCAAACAGAAGUUCGACAACCUCUACUGCUGCCGGGAGUCCAUCCUGGACGGCCUGAAGAGGACCACAGACAUGAUGUUUGGAGGGAAGCAGGUGGUGGUUUGUGGCUAUGGGGAGGUGGGGAAGGGCUGCUGUGCUGCCCUGAAGGCCAUGGGCUCCAUCGUCUACGUCACCGAGAUCGACCCCAUCUGCGCCCUGCAGGCCUGCAUGGACGGGUUCCGGCUGGUGAAGCUCAACGAAGUCAUCAGGCAGGUGGACAUCGUCAUCACCUGCACAGGGAACAAGAACGUGGUGACCAGGGAACAUCUGGACAGGAUGAAGAACAGCUGCAUUGUCUGCAACAUGGGGCACUCCAACACCGAGAUCGACGUGGCCAGCCUGCGCACGCCCGAGCUCACCUGGGAGCGCGUGAGGUCCCAGGUGGAUCACGUCAUCUGGCCCGACGGGAAGAGGAUCGUGCUGCUGGCAGAGGGCCGCCUGCUGAACCUGAGCUGCUCCACCGUGCCCACCUUCGUCCUGUCCAUCACGGCCACCACCCAGGCCCUGGCUCUGAUAGAGCUGUACAACGCUCCCGAGGGCCGCUACAAGCAGGACGUGUACUUGCUGCCUAAAAAAAUGGACGAGUACGUGGCCAGCCUGCACCUGCCCACCUUCGACGCGCACCUGACGGAGCUGACGGACGAGCAGGCCAAGUACCUGGGGCUCAACAAGAACGGACCUUUCAAACCCAACUACUACAGAUACUGAGUUCCUGCCGCCGCAUCCCGGAGAAUCACCAGGAACUGCGACAAGCACCCGAGUCUUUCUCAACUACUGUACAGGAUGAAACCGCGCAAGCUUCCCACGCUAGAGCCGGGCUUGCUGCCAUAGUCGACAGUGUGUUUUAGGUUAUUUAUUUAUUAAAUUAGGAUACUGUUCAUGUGGCCUCUGCCACUGGUGUUCGUCCUGCCGCGGGACUGGGAGACGCUGGAUUUUUUUUCCGUUCCUUUCAUUUUCCUCUUUGGGUUCGUUCUUUUUCGGGGCUGGGAGGAGGGGGAAGGCGAGGAGGAAGCUGCUGGAAUCGAGCCGUGGAAUAGUCCCAGGGAAUCUGCGGCGGUUUGGCAACGGAGCCAAAAUCCUCGUGGGCUGCGGGUGCUGCUGCCCUGCCAGAGCUGCCUCAGGAGUGGAGAAGCCUCUCCGUGUGCCCUGGAAGUGCCCGGGGCCGUGCCCAGCCAGGGAACCUCGCCUUAGCACCGCCCGGAGCUGUGCCCAGGGGUCAGCACCGGCCCGGGGAGAGCCCCCCUGGCCACAGCCCCGCGGCGUUUUCCUGCUGCUGUCGUUCCCAGUGCCAACCUCUCUGGAUCAACCAAAGUCGUGUUCCCGGCGGGGCAGGGGCAGGGAACCCGCCCUGCCCGCGCCGCUGGAAGGGCCUCCUCGCCCACCGAUGCUGCUCACGCGCCCGGCAGCUCCUGCCACGCCAAGCAGAGCUCGCCCGGCCGCCCGUCAUUCAGCCGGUUCUUCUCCAGCUGGAUUUCAGUUCUCAUUGGAAACGUUCGGAGUUUUAUUUUCUGCUCAUAUUUGUAUGAAUCUGGAAUUCCCCUUCGGAAUGGAUGAGACGUCCGCCGGAGCGACCCCCACGGAUUCUGUGCCAGGGGAGAGUUCGGCAUCACUGAAACUCUUUGGUCACCUCGAUGUGUCAGAGCUGAUGGAGAAUAAAUUUGCCAGAGUUCCCUGUUUUAUCCCAGGACAGCGUGACCCUUAGCAAGGUGACGUCCCAAGUGCCGCUGUCUGCGCGGAGUCACUCCCGUCCCUCGUGGAGAACACGAUCCUGCUGAAAUAAAACUGCCCAGCCCCGUGAGCACAGAAGCCUCUGUCCUCCCUGUUGGCUCCCGAGUCUCUCAUCGGCUGCAGAUCCGUGUUUUGUCCUCCUGGGCUUCUUUGCUAUCAUGGAGAACUUUUUUGUGGCAGCUCGUUCACGCACAAGGAAGGGAAAACGGGGGAAUUUCGGCCUCGCGUCCUUCCCACGGCUCUCAGGAGAUUUGGAGUCAGGUUGGCCACAAGUCGCAAACCUUCCCAUGUGCCAGCUUAUUCCAAGUUUCUCUUUGAAAUCUCUCAAAAUCAGGAAGGAAAACCUUGAGAAGAGCUUGAGGAAACCGUGAAGAGGCCUUGGGAAGGCGUCAGGGCUUUGCCAAGGCCUUGAGGAGACCUUCAGGCUUCGAGAAGCUUCCAGUAGACUGAUGGCUAACCACAGACUCAAAAUGAUCUCUGCUCAUUCAUUUUACCCAUAUCCUGAGAUGUUUUGGGAAGAAUCCCCUGAGCUGUUUGAAACAUCACUCCCAAGUCUUUCUCCCCAAGCUGGAUCCUGGUCUGGCAGCCCCUGCUGUUUUCUGGAGCUGCUCCUGGCCCAGGGGAGAUGCAGCUGUGGGGUCAGAGCAGCUUUGGGAAGAACGGGAAUCCCAUCCCAACCCAAGCACAGCCACUUCCCCCUGGAAAAGCCCCUUUCAUCCUGACCCCUCUCAUGGCCAGAGCUGCCUCCCACCCUGUGCCUGCUCUGCACAGCCCCAGAUCCCUUCGUGCCCCGUUCUAACCUCCUUUUAUCUUCCAGGUAGAUAGGAAGGGAAAAAAAAAUAUAUAUAUUAAUACUAAAAUCCCAACUGGCUUUUCCCACCUCGAUUUUUAAAGCUCUUCUCCAUGUUCUGCUUCUCCUGUAAAAGCUUUUUGGCUCGCUUGGCUUUUUUCCUAAUCAACCUGGAAUCAUAUCCUAUGAUCAUCUCUAAAUUAAACGUGUAAUGGGGUUUGGUUUUUCUUUUUUUUUUUUAAUGUAACACAUUUUUCAAGACUUAGGAAAAAGGAGAUUUUAGGUAACACCAGCAAAAUCGCAUAAAGGAAAUUAAUUCUGUUCUGAACUUUAGAGAUAAUAAGACAAAACUCGUCAUCAGCAGUGAGGAAACGAAAACGUCGCAACCGUAACAUUUCAGAAGGAUGUUUUAAAUAUUAAUGUCUGAGUGAUUGUAUUAGAUCAGCAAUAAAGACUCUGUAAUCUCAAAACACAAAUAAAACAUUGGAAAACUCA
Taeniopygia guttata (zebra finch) is the source of this 4225-nucleotide messenger RNA. RefSeq names its product adenosylhomocysteinase like 2 (gene AHCYL2). Gene Ontology annotation, biological process: L-methionine cycle. Gene Ontology annotation, cellular component: cytosol. Lineage: Eukaryota; Metazoa; Chordata; Aves; Passeriformes; Estrildidae. The record is from RefSeq and is a predicted model, not a curated record.